AUGUCUACUUCUUCUACUCCCGGCCGGGAGAACACGAAGAACUCCAGGAAGUUUUCAGGAGAGGCACGUGGAAAGAGACCACCGGAUUUGGAGCUCUCUGAAACCGCAUUUAAUGGGCAUGAAUCAGGAACAGCUGCGGGCAGCAACGACACAAUGCAAGGAGAAGGCAGCUCCCGUGUUGAAGCCCCUGGUCACCUGGACCCCUACCUGUCUCAUCCCCGGAUGUCUGUGCGGAUGUCAGUGUACAGCACCGGGGUUCGCCCAGCUGUUACCCGCGCCUACAUCCAGGGACGGGUGUAUAACUUUCUGGAAAGGCCGUCUGGCUGGAAGUGCUUCAUGUAUCACUUCACAGUGUUCCUCAUAGUACUGGCCUGUCUGAUCCUCAGUGUCCUCUCUACCAUCGACCAAUUCCAAGCUCUGGCUCACACAACUCUCUUCUGGAUGGAAAUCGUCCUUGUGGUGUUCUUCGGUGUGGAAUAUUUUGUCCGCAUUUGGUCCGCAGGCUGCCGCAGUAAAUAUGUUGGCAUCUGGGGCCGACUACGCUUUGCCAGGAAGCCAAUAUCUAUUAUAGAUCUGAUAGUGGUUGUCGCUUCGAUAGUUGUGUUGUCAGUGGGCUCGAAAGGCCAGGUUUUUGCCACCUCUGCAGUAAGAGGGAUUCGCUUCCUGCAGAUCCUGCGAAUGCUGCAUGUUGACAGGCAGGGAGGAACCUGGCGUCUCCUGGGCUCAGUUGUCUUCAUCCAUCGGCAG
Messenger RNA from Poeciliopsis prolifica (blackstripe livebearer), 747 nucleotides. Its product is annotated as potassium voltage-gated channel subfamily KQT member 1-like. NCBI's taxonomy places the organism in Eukaryota, Metazoa, Chordata, Actinopteri, Cyprinodontiformes, Poeciliidae. Gene Ontology annotation, biological process: potassium ion transport; transmembrane transport. Gene Ontology annotation, molecular function: voltage-gated potassium channel activity. The record is from RefSeq and is a predicted model, not a curated record. Gene Ontology annotation, cellular component: membrane.